Messenger RNA from Fusarium redolens, 684 nucleotides. RefSeq lists its product as uncharacterized. Gene Ontology annotation, cellular component: mitochondrion; cytoplasm. The transcript has 2 exons. NCBI's taxonomy places the organism in Eukaryota, Fungi, Ascomycota, Sordariomycetes, Hypocreales, Nectriaceae. The coding region runs from base 1 to 684 and encodes 227 amino acids. Gene Ontology annotation, molecular function: 2 iron, 2 sulfur cluster binding. Gene Ontology annotation, biological process: iron-sulfur cluster assembly. The record is from RefSeq and is a predicted model, not a curated record.
AUGUUCUCAAGAUCGAUAGCAAGAAUCGCCCUGCGACGAGGAUGCCCUCUGAGGCAAUUCUCAACGUCGAGACCUCUCGCUGUGUCCUACCAUUCAUAUACCCUUCCAACCCAUACCUCGACGCCUCCGAGAAACGACGACGUUCCUGAAACUUCAAUAACACAACCUGAUCCUCUUCCUAAAGUCCACGAGACACGACCUCCUCCUCAACAACCUCAGCAUCCUCAACCGCCAAAGCAGCAAGAACCCGCACCAACACAAAAUGCUACUCCCGCCACAUCGGUAUCAGCUCCGAAGCUCAGCGAAACAGAAGCUCAGAAGCCAAAGGCAGCAAGACCACGACCCAAGCUGCGACCGCGCAAGGCCGCUAUGAAGUUGACGCCCUCUGCGGUGGAACAAUUACGAGAAUUGCUGGAUCAGCCGGAACCUAAGCUCAUCAAGGUCGGAGUACGGAACCGAGGAUGCAGUGGCUUGGCCUAUCACCUUGAAUAUGUCGAUAAGCCGGGUACUUUUGACGAGACGGUUGAGCAGGAUGGUGUUAAGGUCUUGAUUGAUAGCAAGGCACUGUUUAGUAUUAUUGGGAGUGAGAUGGAUUAUGUUGAGGAUAAGCUUAACCAGCGCUUUGUGUUCAAGAACCCGAAUAUCAAGGAGGAAUGCGGCUGCGGAGAGUCCUUCAUGGUCUAG